CCUUGUCGGCCGAUCAAUGCAUAACGGCAGAGGCGUCGCGGCUGCCGUACUUCUCAAAACAUUCAAGCUCACUACACGCGCUCUCUCAAGAAUCUGGAGACCCAGAACCAGUGCACUGUUUCGAGGCCUUCGCAAACACGUGUCUAUCUAAUCGCGGCGCGCAAAGUUCAGUAAGCGCGACACGAGAAAGAAGCCCACCUCGGCGAACGCCCAAGGACGAGCUUGUGCCGUGACACUAGAUACAUUGGCAGCAUGGGAUUCGCACCGACGACCUACAUUGCUGCACUGUUGCUGACGUCAGCGGUGCAAACCGCUCUGGCAGCACCUGCAUGGCCACACCCAGGCAACCAGGCCCUAGAAUCCACGGGACUCUUCGAAGGCGACAUACUCCUGCCUGGAAACAACUCGGAGGAUCGUACAGCGGUGACGAGCGAUCUGCUGCUGUGGCCGGAGGGCAUCAUACCAUUUGUCGUCGAGUCAAGCCUCGGUCGAUACACGGAAAUGAUUCGGCAAGCGAUCGACGAAAUUGAAGGAAAGACUUGCCUACGUUUCGUGCCUCGCACCACGCAACGGGACUACAUCACCAUUUACCGCGGAUCGGGGUGCUACUCCGGCAUCGGCCGCCUGGGGCGCUCUCAGCCAGUCUCGCUAGGCGUUGGCUGCCUCUACAAGGGCACCAUGGUGCACGAGCUGCUUCACGCCGCGGGCUUCUUCCACGAGCACUCACGCUCCGACAGGGACAUUUACAUCGACGUGUUCACCGAAAAUGCGAAAGAAGGUACACAGAAGCAGUUUGAAAAGUUGGAGUCUUGGCAGAACCGUCUGCUGACGCCGUUCGAUGUAAAUUCGGUCAUGCUGUAUGGCUCAUAUGCAUUCGCCAAGGCGCCAGAUCUCGUCACCAUGUUGGCCAAGGAUGGAGGCUACCUGACGGAGGUCUACGAUAAACCAGGAAUGAGCGCCGACGACGUCGUUCGCGUCAAGAAACUCUACAAGUGUCCGAAUUGAUGUGUUUUU
This is a messenger RNA of Dermacentor albipictus, 1014 nucleotides long. Its product is annotated as astacin-like metalloprotease toxin 5. Gene Ontology annotation, molecular function: zinc ion binding; metalloendopeptidase activity. The record is from RefSeq and is a predicted model, not a curated record. NCBI's taxonomy places the organism in Eukaryota, Metazoa, Arthropoda, Arachnida, Ixodida, Ixodidae. Gene Ontology annotation, biological process: proteolysis.